AUGGCGACCAACGCAUCAGCCGAUGGCGGCGGCAGCACAACAUUGCCCUUGCGCAAGCAGCCCAACCCAACUGAUUUCGAUAUCGUAUCGACAUACCGCAACCUCCUUGCCCAGGAUUCCGACCUGACAAAGCCCGUUGCUGCGAUUGAGUCGCUCAUCGAGUUGCUCAACUCUGUGCCCUCGACAACCGUCUACGAGACACUCGACACGGUCAAGGCCCACUGCGACCGUCUCAAGGCCUCGGUCGAGAACCCCGUCCCGCUCACCGCCGGCACCGACCUCUUUCUGCAAUACCUCAUUGCCUCGCUCAAGCAGCCGCAGCAGCAGGACGGCGGGCCGAGCAGCUUCGACGCCGUGCGCCAGCACCUCCUCCGCAACGGCCGGCUCUUUGCCGCCCGCGCCAUUGCCGCCCGCGCAGGCAUCGCGGAAGCCGGCUGGCGCUUCGUCACCGAGGGCAAAUCCGUCCUCGUCCACGGCAACUCGCGCUCCGUCCUCGCCGUGCUCGAGCGCGCCGCCAAGAACGGCGCCGGCAAGUUUCGCGUCGUCUACGUCCGCGACUCGGCCCGCGCCGACGAGAGCAAUGCCGUCGUCAAGGCUCUCCGCAGCAAGGGCAUACCGGUGGCGGAGAUUCCGGGCGCCGCCAUUGCCCACACCAUGGGCCUGCUGCGGCAGGUCGACAUGGUGAUUGUGGGCGCCGAGGCGGUGGCGCAAAACGGAGGCAUCAUUUCGAGGAUUGGCACGUUUCAGAUUGCGCAGCUGGCGAAUCGCGCGCAUAUCCCGUUUUAUGUCGCGGCCGAGACGCACAAGUUUGCGCGCAAGUUCCCGCUAGACCAACGGGAUAUUGGCUUUGAACAAAAAGUUCUCGACUUUACGACUGACGGAUCUAGCAAGCAGCCCGUGGAUGCUGUUGAUUAUACCCCUCCGGAGCUCAUCUCCAACCUCAUUACCGAAAACGGCGUCCACCUACCGAGCUACGUAUUUGAACAGCUACUAGAGAUUUACGGCAGCCUGAAUAAUUAA
Molecule: messenger RNA, 1020 nt
Organism: Beauveria bassiana ARSEF 2860
Lineage: Eukaryota; Fungi; Ascomycota; Sordariomycetes; Hypocreales; Cordycipitaceae
Product: initiation factor 2 subunit family protein
Exons: 4
Coding region: 1-1020 (339 amino acids)
Biological process (GO): translational initiation
Cellular component (GO): eukaryotic translation initiation factor 2B complex
Molecular function (GO): guanyl-nucleotide exchange factor activity; translation initiation factor activity
Source: RefSeq, a predicted model, not a curated record